Molecule: messenger RNA, 2592 nt
Organism: Schistosoma turkestanicum
Lineage: Eukaryota; Metazoa; Platyhelminthes; Trematoda; Strigeidida; Schistosomatidae
Source: the annotation of a GenBank genome assembly
AUGAUUGUUGUACGUCGGAUACGUGGAAUUUUGAGACAAUGUAAAAAAAAACCGAGUUACGCGCAAUCAGGUCCUUAUGAUUUAUAUCUUCGUGCUCCUCGUUGUACCUGGUCAAAAUUGGAGGAUCGUUUGCUUGUUACCUGUAGAGUAGCAUCUUUGUUGAUUGCUGGAGAAAAUCGCAGAGAAUAUGUUAGUGCACCUUAUACAUUUGUUCGAGAUGUACUGCAUCGUUAUAUUCCCCAGUUGCACUGCUUAAAAACUCCUGCAGCUUGUGCCAGGCGACUUAAGAAUGUGUUGUUAAGCAAAGGACCUGAAUGGGUAUCGGGCAAGCUACUUUUCACACGUGUUUCUAGUCGACCGGAUUGGCAGUUAAAGUAUAAUUUUGGAAGGGAUAAAUGGCGUACUAUGUGUAAAGAAGAAAUAGAAAAGGCUAGAAUAAUUUUCCUCGAAUUAGUACAUAACAUUUUGAGCACGUUUAUGCCACAUAUUUUAUUAAGGCUGAAUAAUCUUAAUGUUGUCAAACGUGGAGAUCAGUCAACUAGCAGUUUUGAAAGACCGACUAAUCAAGGCGUUGACAAACCUGUGUCUAUUGGCUCAAGUCGAUCUGAGAUGGAGUCUUACUAUGAAUUGAUAUAUUUAGAUGAUCCGAAUGAUCGAAAUGUUUUACCAGAAGUUGGAAAUGAUCGUCUUUUGAUUGUACUAUAUACAAUGUAUAAUUAUAUUUUAGCAUCUUUUAGAUUUUCUUCCAAUCCAUCGAAUUCAUUAGAUUUCAAUGAAUCUGUAUUUUUUUGGGUUAUUAAAUAUUAUCCAAAACCACAAGUUAAUCAUGCUAUAGCAUUAUUGAUAAAAAAUCAUAUUGUAAAACGUCCUAAAUCAUAUGAGAAAAAGUCUGAUCCAGGUUUUCGUAUUGUCAAUUCUAUAUGUAUUGCUCUUAGUCAUAGAUUUUCACGUUGGACACAUGGUCAAUUUUUCACACAAGUUAAAUACAUUCCAGAAUCUUAUUCAAUUUGGACUAGUUCUGUUAACCGUUUGAAUUCGUAUAAAAGUGUUAAUAAACGUAAUGUGGUUAACAAUAAAUCAAGGCGAAAAACUCGUUCAAGCGUACAAGAAGUAGAAGUAGUUGAAGAAGAAAAAGCAGAAGAGCAAAAGGGAAUUACUAACAAUCAAUCAUCAGAAGAGGGAAAAUUAAUUUAUAAACAUUUAUUUUCUGAUAUAUCAACCGGUGGUUGUGUAGCUUUCUUUUUGGAACAGUUCUUAUUUUAUCCAUUUGUUGAUGUUCAAAUAUCCAUCAAAGUGGAAGAUAUAAUUCUAGUUGGUAGCUGUCAGACAUAUACUGAUGAUGCUGUUGAUUUACUCCCAUUACAAUCAGUAACGACACAAAACUCUGCACUUCAAUUAAAACCAACUGAAUUACGCAAAGAUUUAUUAUAUCGUAUGGGUAUGUCUAAUGAAAUGCUAAACGAUCCACUGUUUGUUGGUGACUAUAAUGCUAUCCGACAUUCACGUUGGUUCGAUCAUCAUUUAUCAUUUAAUGGUGGUUAUAUUCAAGCAGUUUUAACAAACAAUUCAGAAAAUACCGAUUGGAGUUUACCAAAAUUGUCUAAAUCUAUGAUAAACUCAUUGAAACGAUUAGUUCAACAAACUAGUAAUUCAUUAGUCUUUCAAAUGCCUGAUUUGUGCAUCAAUUCUUUGAAUGGUGGUGGUAGCCUAAUUGAAGCUGAAAAUCAAAUCGAUGUGGAUAUGGACAUCAAAUUAGAAGAUAGUUUAUCAUAUCGUCUGGAAGAAUACAUUCGAACAGGUCAAUUUAAUGGUCGUUCUAUAAUGGAAAUUAAAGAAAAUAUUGGUGAUAGGAGCAACGUUUCAGCUGCAUUACAAAAUCUUUUGAACUCUCAUGUGGUAUUCAAUGUUGGCAGCGUUCAUUCACGAUUUGUUCAUCGUAAACAUAUACGCCUUUGGCUUGUUCAUUUAAAGCCGAAUAUGAAUCUUCGUAAUAAUAUGGUUAACCGAAAUUCGGUAAUAAACGAUAAUAAACUGGAACCUGUUCAUCGACCAAAGCGACCUAAAUUAGAUUCAGCAGUAUCCGACAACAUUGAGAGCCGAACUGGCCCCAAUACCUCACUUAAAAAUCCUUCCAAUAUGAAUGAUGUUCCUACAGGUUAUUUCUUCCCACAACCUUGGUUCUCUGAAAUCGGAUCACCUAAACCAAGAUUAUUUUGUGAUAUUUUACAAAGUUUAUGUGCUCAACUUUCUAAUUGUGGCGGAACCACACUGGCAUUAUUCGCUCGACAACAUCAAACUUUAUUUGGUCAACAAGCAAUUCGUCAACUAUUAUAUCAUUUACGAGACAUAGGAGCCAUUCGUAUGGUUCGUGUAAUUGCAAAUUCACAACCGUGUUUGUUUUCUGAUCGUGUAACAUACACUAUCUCAGACGAUGUACUUUUGGCGUCACCUGAAGAAUUAACACUAAUUCCUGAACCUAAUUACAUAACAAUUAUUGGAACAUUCACAGACAUGUAUCUACGGCAGAAUAACAUCAACAUCAGCAGCAGUGACAGUAGAAACAACAGUGCUUGUGACAAUAAGUUGCAGUAA